Populus trichocarpa (black cottonwood) is the source of this 2248-nucleotide messenger RNA. RefSeq names its product heavy metal-associated isoprenylated plant protein 32. The coding region runs from base 391 to 2055 and encodes 554 amino acids. Gene Ontology annotation, molecular function: metal ion binding. NCBI's taxonomy places the organism in Eukaryota, Viridiplantae, Streptophyta, Magnoliopsida, Malpighiales, Salicaceae. The record is from RefSeq and is a predicted model, not a curated record. The transcript has 4 exons.
GCAGAAGCUAGCUACAAGCUCCUUUAUCAUGAUACCUUGCCCAUUGUACAACCGCUUCUUGUCUGAUGAAAAACAAGAGAAAUAGAGCUUAAAAACGAGUAGCACUAGCUUUGCUACAGAGUAUAGCCCUAAAAAUAUUUGAUUUAUAGAAGAUAGACAGCUAAAAGGAUAGGUUUUAAAUGCACACCAACAACCGCCUUUAACCCUUUCUUUCUUUCUUUCUUAUACCUUGCAGCGCUAGCACUAGCACAUUCUUUCUUGUAAUUCCUCUCCUCUCAAGUAAAACACAAAACCCCAUUUGUUUGUUCUCUUUCUUCUCUCUCUGUCAACUCAAACUCUCUUUAACUCCAGUUUGAGCUUGCUUGUUUUUUCAAUUCUGCGUUGUCAAGUAUGAAUAAACAGGAGGUUAUGAAGAUGCAGCAGACUCAUAUUUUGAAAGUGAACAUAGAGUGUCACUGUGAUGGAUGCAAGAAGAAAAUAAAGAAACUGCUUCAAAAAAUUGAGGGGGUGUAUACUACCACAGUAAAUGCAGAGCAAGGGAAGGUAACUGUGACAGGAAAUGUAGAUCCGGCCAAACUCGUUAAAAAGCUCGAGAAGUCGGGGAAACAUGCAGAGUUAUGGGGAGGUCAAAAGGGCUCAAACAACUUCCAAAACCUUAAUAAUCAAUUCAAGAACAUGCAAAUGGGCGGUGGCUGUGGCGGUGGCGGUGGCAAAGAUAACAAGUCUGGGAAGGGUGGAAAAGGUCAACAAGGACAACAAGUACAGAUGAUGCAACAACAGCUGAAAGGGUCUAAGGAUCCAAAGAUGCCUCAAAAUAAAGACCAGAAGUCAGUUAAGUUCAAUCUGAAUGAGGAUGAUUUUGAUGCAAGUGAUGAUGAAUUUGAUGACGAGUUCGAUGAUGAAUUUGAUGAUGAGUUCGAUGAUGAAUUUGAUGAGGACGAGGAAGAGUUUGGUCAUGGUCAUGGCCAUGGCUUGCCUAACAAGAUGAUGCCUAUGAUGGGUAAUGGCCAUGGACCUAAUGGUAUGCCAAACAAGAUGAUGCCGAUGAUGGGUAAUGGUCAUGGACCUCAUGGUAUGCCAAACAAUAUGAUGGCCAUGAUGGGCAAUGGCCAUGGGCCUCAUGGUAUGCCAAACAAAAUGAUGCCCAUGAUGGGCAAUGGCCAUGGGCCUCAUGGUAUGAUGAGUGGACCUGGGUUUAUUGAUAAAAAGGGUGGCGGGGGUGGGGGAGGUGGCGGGGGUGGAAAGGGCAAGAAAGGUGGUGGCGGUGGUGAUGAUGUUUUUGAGAUACCUGUGGUAAUGAAGGGCAAGGGAGACAACAAAGAUGGCAAGGAUGGUAAAGGAGGAAAGAAAGGUGGAGGUGGUGAUGACAAGAACGGUAAAAGCAAGGGGGAGAACAAGAAACAAGAUGGUAAAGACAAAAAAGAUAGUAAAAGAGGUGGUGGGUUCCUGGGCUUCGGUAAGAAGAGUAAAAAAGAAGACGAUAGUAGUACUCAUAAGACUGCUACCAAUAAUGGCAGUGCAGGUGUACAUGGAAACAAUAAUGGCAAUGGGCCCAAGAAAGGUGCAGGCAAAAAUGGUGGGGUCCAUGAUAUUAACAAGAUGAAACAAGGGUUCCCUGAAAUUGAUGGAGCAGGUAAUGGUGGUCACAAGAAUAUGGUCCAUGUGGGUCAGAUGGGUCCAAUGGGCCCCAUGGGUCCUAUGGGCCCGAUGAAUACAAUGGGCCCGAUGGGCAAUUAUGCUAGGAUGGGUAAUGUGCCAACAGUGCAAGGACUGCCGGCACCAGGGGCAAUGAACGGUGGCUAUUAUCAAGGGAUGGUGGGGCAGGGGCAGGGGCAGGGGCAAGGGCAGGGGAAUCCUUAUAAUCAGCAAUACAUGGCAAUGAUGAUGAAUCAACAAAGGCAGCAGCAAGGGAAUGAAAUGUUUCAACCGAUGAUGUAUGCGCGCCCUCAGCCGGCCGUUAACUACAUGCCGCCCCCCAUGCCGCCUUCUAUGGCGACCGAUCAGUACACGCACUUCUUCAGCGAUGAGAACACCGAAAGUUGCAGAAUAAUGUGAAUGUGAAGUUGCUGAGAGUAGUUAGCUAAAUCAUGUCCUUGUUUUGUUUUGAUGGGUUAGCUGUUCUUCUUGUUGUGAUGGGUGCUAAGGUUUCAAAACAUCAAAUAUGCCUAUGUGACUUAAAGAUAGGGGCCAAUUCUUUAUUUCACUCACUCCUUGUGAUAUAUUAUCCUUCAAACUACUUUGAUUUUUA